UUCAGUUUGAUGAAAAAGGUGUACGUUAUUUUUCUUGCUUUAAACAAAUUGGAACGUACGUAUACCUAUGUCUAAUGGUUUAAGAACAGUAGUUCUUUUGUCGUCAGACUAAUAUUUUUAAAAAAAGACGAAAAAAUGAAACCAAGUGGAAUAAAUAUGUCCAUUAUUUGGUUAUUAUUGAUUACUAUUGUAACUUUUAUUGACCAUAGCAAUGGCAUUGCUGUUAUGAGUAUUGAUAUAGGUAGUGAAUCAAUGAAAGUUGCUAUUGUUUCACCUGGUGUUCCUAUGGAAAUAGCUUUGAAUAAGGAAUCAAAGAGAAAAACACCAGUUACAAUUGCAUUUAGAAAUGGAGAAAGAAGUUUUGGAGAAGAUGCUCAAAUAGUGGGAAUUAGAUCACCCCAAAAUAGUUUUUCUUAUAUUCUAGAUCUUUUAGGAAAAUAUAUAGAUAAUCCUAUAGUAGAACUUUAUAAAAAAAGAUUUCCAUAUUAUGAUAUUAUAUCUGAUGAAGAACGUAAAACAAUUACAUUUAGGCUAGAUGAGAAUACUACAUAUACUCCAGAAGAAUUACUUGCACAAAUUUUGCAUAAAGGAAAAGAAUUUGCAGAAAAUUCAGCUGGUCAAAAGAUAAGUGAAGCAGUAAUAACUGUUCCAGGAUUUUUCAAUCAAAUUGAAAGGACAGCUCUUAUGCAAGCUGCAGAUCUUGCAGGAAUUAAAGUGUUACAACUUAUUAAUGAUUACACUGCAGUUGCAUUAAAUUAUGGAAUUUUUCGCAGUAAAGAAAUAAAUGACACCGCACAUUAUGUAAUGUUCUAUGAUAUGGGAGCUAGCAGUACAACUGCAACAAUUGUCAGUUAUCAAAAUGUGAAAACGAAGGAAAAGGGAUUUAUUGAAACUAAUCCACAUGUUACCAUUUUGGGUGUGGGUUAUGAUCGUACUUUAGGAGGAUUAGAAGUGCAAAUUAGAUUACAACAUUAUUUAGCAAAGGAAUUUGAUGCAUUAAAUAAAACAAAAAAUUCUGUAUUUAGCAAUGUAAGAGCAAUGGCAAAACUUUUUAAAGAAGCUGGUCGUGUUAAGAAUGUAUUAAGUGCAAAUACAGAUCAUUUUGCCCAAAUUGAAGGAUUAAUAGAUGAAGUUGACUUUAGAUUACAAGUUACCAGAGAAAAAUUAGAACAUCUUUGUACUGAUUUAUUCGAGCGAGUAGCAAAUCCUAUUAAAAUUGCUUUAAAAACAUCAGGUUUAACAAUGGAUGCUAUAUCUCAAGUUGUAUUAGUGGGAGCUGCUACUAGAAUGCCAAAGAUACAAGAACAUUUAAGUCAAUAUUUAACAAUUGAGUUGUCUAAAAACAUUAAUACAGAUGAAGCAGCUGUAUUAGGAGCAGUAUAUAAAGCUGCAGAUCUUAGUAAAGGAUUUAAAGUAAAAAAAUUUGUUACUAAAGAUGCUGUAUUGUUUCCCAUUCAUAUUGUUUUUGAUAGAACAGUUAAUAAUAGAAUAAAACAAGUAAAAAAAUCAUUAUUUAAUAAAAUGAAUCCUUACCCACAGAAGAAAAUUAUUACAUUUAAUAAGUAUACAGAAAAUUUUCAAUUUCAUAUUAAUUAUGCCGAAUUAGACUAUUUACCAUUUAAUGAAAUAGCUGCUAUAGGUAAUUUCAAUCUAUCUACAAUAACUUUAUCUGGUAUUACUGAAGCUUUAGAUAAACAUCUUAAAGAUGGAGCAGAAAGUAAAGGCAUUAAAGCACAUUUUGCUAUGGAUGAAAGUGGCAUAUUGAAUUUGGUGAAUGUAGAAUUAGUAUCGGAAAAAUCAAGUUUAGCUCCUGAUGAAGAAGAGAGUACUUUUUCAAUACUUGGUUCAACUAUUAGUAAACUUUUUGCAGGAUUAGAAGACAAAGAAGGAAAAUCAGAAGAACCAUCAAAAGAAGAUAUAAAACCAGUUCAUGAAGAAUCUGAAUAUUCUGAAUUACAAAAGGAGACAGAAGAUAAAAUGAAAAAGAAAAAUGAUAGUAUAGUUACAGAAGAUAAUAAAAUAGUAAAUAAAACUGAAAAAAUAGAAAAAGAGAAAGAAAAAAAGGCUACAAUUGUAACAAUUAAAGAUCCUAUUAAAGCUGAUGAAAUCAAGUUAGGAUCAAAAAUUCUUUCUGGAGAUAAACUUGUUGAAUCUCAAGCAAAAUUGCAUCGUUUGGAUGUAUAUGAUUUCGAAAAAACAAAACGUGAAACAGCUUUGAAUAAUUUAGAAACAUUUAUAAUUGAUGCUCAACAAAAAUUAGAAUCCGAAGAAUAUGCUACCGUUGCUACAUCUCAAGAAGCAGAAAGCAUAUUGAAAGCAUGUUCUGAAAUUUCUGAAUGGCUAUAUGAAGAUGGAUUCAGUGUAACUGCUGAAAUAUAUGAAGAAAAACUAUCAUAUCUUCAGAAACUUACUAAUGAUGUAUACGAACGUGUUUAUGAACACAGAGAACGCCCAGAAGCAUUAAAAGGCAUGACAUCUAUGUUAAAUGCAAGCACAACAUUUUUAAAUAAUAUGCGCAAUUUGAGUUUAUCUAAUGAAAUUUUUACUCAAAUUGAAAUAGAAACAUUAGAGAAAGUAAUUAAUGAAACUCAGGAAUAUUACGAUACAAUUGUUAAAUCUUUUACUGAGACAGCUUUAUAUGAACCUGUGAAAUAUAAAGUUCGUGAUAUUGUAAAUAAAAUGGCAUUACUUGAUAGGGAAGUGAAUUAUCUUAUUAAUAAAGCAAAAAUAUGGAGACCAAAACAAGAAUCUACUACAAAUCAUACAGAGAACAUAAAUGAAACUACAACAAAUUCAAAAGAAGGGCCAGAAUCAGAUUCUAAGCCUGAAUCUCAGACAGAAAACCUUCAAAAUGAAAAUCCUAAAAAUGCAGAAGUACAAAAUGAAAAGUCAUUAGAUUCAGAAAAAUCCACGGAAUCAAAUAAUGAACCUAAGAUUGUUCAUAAAAGUACUCAAGAAGAAAUACAUCAAGAACUUUAAAAAAAGAUUUAUCUAAAAGUGUGUGAUUUUUAUUAUUGACCGAUAGUAUUUCGGUUAUUUAUAUAAUAAGUUAAACAAUUUGUUAUGCUAUAGGACAGAUUUAUGAAUGCAUUUAGAAAUCUAAAUCAAAUUCGAAAAAUUGUGUGUCAUUUUGGCUAGAUGAAUUAUUUUGCAAAUCUGAAUAUUAUGUUAUUUUAUUCAAUUUUAUAUAUUUGUAUAAAAUUAAUAAGAAAUAUUUAAUUCAUUUUUCAUACAAAAAAAUAAGAGUAUUAUUUCAUGAUGUUUUGCAUAUAAAAGAAAAAAAAAAAACCGACCAUCAUAUAAAAAAAUCAUUUUUUAAGUGCCAAGUAGUAAAUUUGAACAUAAUAGUUUUAAACAAUUAUUAUCAAAUACAUUUAUUAAAUGAAUAAAUUAUGAAGUCAUUAUUUAACAAAUGAUACAUAUACAUCAUUAUUUGGUCGGAUUUAUCUACUAUGAAUAUAAUGUUUAAUUGUGAUACUUUUCAUAUUUUAUUCUUAGAUAUGCUCUAUGCUAUAAUUUAAAGCUGAUUUUCUAUAUUUACAUCAAGCAUUAUAAUUACACAUGCAUACAUAUGAAACAAUUUUUCUAAAAAAACACAUUUUUAUUUUUAUUUUUUUAAAAAAAUUUCACAGUCAUUAUUUUUUACAUUCCUAAUUAAUUAAUCCUAGCCAUAAAAAACGCCUAACUUUACAGCAUCUUAUACACAUAUGAUACAUGCACGCGCCUCACUGCAUUUAUAAUAUAAUUUUUUAUAAUUACAUAUUUAAUUAUAUGAUUAAAUACAUGUAAUUUGAUAUGUCAUGAAUUAUAUUAAGUGAGGUGAAUCCAUAUCUAAUGUUGUUUGUUUAAAAAAAAUGCAUUUUUUAUACAUUUAAUAUGCAAUUUGCAUUUUAUAUACAAAAUAAUUUUUUUCUCUUAAAAAUUUCUCUAAAUUAAUUAAAUGCAAAUGAAUCUAAUUUAUAUAAAUUAUUGUUUUGGGCGAAUAAAACAAUGUGUAGGAUAUUAAUGAACAAAAGAAUAAAAAAAAUUGAUGUUAUUUUAUUAGCACAUUUUAUAUUAAAUUUAAUAAUUGU
Molecule: messenger RNA, 4073 nt
Organism: Apis laboriosa (Himalayan honeybee)
Lineage: Eukaryota; Metazoa; Arthropoda; Insecta; Hymenoptera; Apidae
Gene: Grp170
Product: hypoxia up-regulated protein 1
Exons: 9
Coding region: 136-2979 (947 amino acids)
Biological process (GO): endoplasmic reticulum unfolded protein response; negative regulation of hypoxia-induced intrinsic apoptotic signaling pathway; cellular response to hypoxia
Cellular component (GO): endoplasmic reticulum chaperone complex
Molecular function (GO): ATP-dependent protein folding chaperone; ATP binding
Source: RefSeq, a predicted model, not a curated record